Rasamsonia emersonii CBS 393.64 is the source of this 414-nucleotide messenger RNA. RefSeq names its product Eukaryotic translation initiation factor eIF1. Gene Ontology annotation, cellular component: nucleus. Lineage: Eukaryota; Fungi; Ascomycota; Eurotiomycetes; Eurotiales; Trichocomaceae. Gene Ontology annotation, biological process: translational initiation. The transcript has 2 exons. The record is from RefSeq and is a predicted model, not a curated record. The coding region runs from base 1 to 414 and encodes 137 amino acids. Gene Ontology annotation, molecular function: translation initiation factor activity; RNA binding.
AUGGGGGCUCCCAAGCGCAAAGUGCUUGCCACCGCGGAGGAGACUCUGGUUCCUCCCGAUGAACUCCCCGAGGGGCAGUUGAUCGCCCGGGUCAUCAAGGGAACGGGCAACAAUCUCUACUCGGUAGAGUUACCGUCCAAGACAACGAUCUUGGUCCUGUUACCGCCGAGGUUCCGAUCCACCUUCUGGAUGAAGCGCGGCUCGUAUGUCGUGGUCGACACAAAGACGGUCGAAGGUCGCGAGAGUAAACUCGGAGGAGAGAUAGUCAAUGUUGUAAUGGAUGAGAAAGCCUGGCGCAAAGCCCCCUUCUGGCCAAAAGAAUUCGUCAAACAGACAUUCCAACCAUCGGACGACGAAGAUGAAGAAGAGUCGACAGUAGGCAAAAUGCCACCGUCGGAUGAAGAGGAUGAGUGA